Hemicordylus capensis (graceful crag lizard) is the source of this 6268-nucleotide messenger RNA. It is a transcript of the gene SSTR3, whose product is annotated as somatostatin receptor 3. The transcript is spliced from 4 exons. Gene Ontology annotation, cellular component: neuron projection; membrane. Gene Ontology annotation, molecular function: somatostatin receptor activity; neuropeptide binding. Lineage: Eukaryota; Metazoa; Chordata; Lepidosauria; Squamata; Cordylidae. Gene Ontology annotation, biological process: neuropeptide signaling pathway. The coding region runs from base 340 to 1680 and encodes 446 amino acids. The record is from RefSeq and is a predicted model, not a curated record.
GCUGCACUCAGCAAUGCUAGCAGAGAGCCUGCUGCUUACCUGCUGCAGGAGCCUUGGAGACCAGGUGGGAGAGCCUCAUCAGCGAGCAGAGGUGUGAGCACAGGGGGCCCAAGGAAGGAAGGAAGGAUGCCACCCCGGGAGCAGCAACAGAAGAGGGAGGCAGACAGCCAGAGGAAGGAAUAAGAAUAAGAAACCUUCUCCCAGGGAGUGAAAGAAAAUAUCCACUCCUUUGAUGCCUAGUCUCCUGGAGAGAUGCAGGGUUUUUAAAGACAUGCAUCACCCAGAAGAGAAACGGAGCCCUGAAUCAAGGUGGGGAGGAGAGGCAGCUGGCAUGAUCGGAUGGGCUGGGUGGAAGAGCUGCCUGAAGACAAGGCAGAAGUGGAAAUGGAGUUUCUCACGAUUUUGCCGCUGGCUCCCAGGCCCCAAACUGAUCUAGUAAGAUCCUUGCUUCAUUCUUCUGCCAUGGACAAUUUCAACUUCACCACACUGGCUUCAUGGGGAGAGAAUUCAACAGCCAGCGGGACAGACUCUGUGUCUGGGAACCUAUCCGUAGCUGCCAGCCUCAGUCUGGAUGUCAGCGGCAUCCUCAUCCCUCUGGUUUACCUCAUCGUCUGUGUGGUAGGGCUAGCUGGCAACUCCUUGGUCAUCUAUGUGGUAUUGUGUCAUGCCGUGAGUGAAUCAGUGACCAAUGUCUACAUCUUCAACUUGGCAUUGGCAGACGAACUCUUUAUGCUUGGCCUACCCUUCUUGGCUACACAGUAUGCCUUGAGCUACUGGCCCUUUGGCUCAUUCAUGUGCCGGCUCGUGAUGGCUGUGGAUGCCAUAAACCAGUUCACUAGCAUUUUUUGCCUGACUGUGAUGAGCAUUGACCGCUAUCUGGCCGUGGUGCACCCAGGGAAAUCAUCAAAAUGGCGGACAGCCCGUGUGGCCAAGGUGGUCAGCAGCACAGUGUGGGUGCUCUCUUCAGUGGUGGUGCUGCCAGUGGUGGUUUUCUCAGAUGUCCCAAAAGGCAUGAACACAUGCCACAUCCAGUGGCCUGAGCCAGCCUCAGUGUGGAAAGCUGGCUUCAUUGUCUACACAGCUGCCCUUGGCUUCUUUGGGCCGCUGCUGGUCAUCUGUCUAUGCUAUCUGCUUAUUGUUUUCAAGGUCCGUUCAUCAGGCAGAAAGGUGCAAGCACUGACAGCCAAGCGCAAGCGCUCCGAACGAAGGGUCACCCGCAUGGUGGUCACUGUGGUGGCGGUCUUUGUACUCUGUUGGCUGCCGUUCUAUGUGCUCAACAUAAUCAACGUCACCUGCUCUUUGCCAGAGGAACCGUCACUUUUUGGGAUCUACUUCCUGGUAGUGGUGUUGCCUUAUGCGAACAGCUGUGCCAAUCCCAUCAUCUAUGGCUUCCUCUCCUACCGCUUCAAGCAGGGUUUCCGCAGGGCCAUUCUGCGACCCUCCCGCCGAGUGCAGAACCAAGAAGUCGCUGCAGCUGCAACUACAUCAGAUAAGGAGGAAGAGGAGGAGGAAGACAUGGAAGCAGAUGUGACGGAGGUCAGCAAGAUUGCCCAGAAUGGCAAUGGCAGGCAGGAGUGUGCUCCAAUUAGUGGGGCAGGGGCAGGGAGUGAACAGAAGCAACUCCCCGAGGAGAGUGUUAGCAGUGAGAAACCCAGCAUUAUGAAUACUAGUUACUUAUAGUGUCUAGGAAGGGGCUUCUCUGUUUUCUUCAGUGCUCUGGCUGUGACUCACAUGGAGUAACAUUUGUGGAGUAACAUUUGUGGAGAAUCAUUCAUGACUCAAGAUUCCCCUAAAAUAUGAAAGAAGAAGCCUGAAAGGAAACUUUCAUAAAAUAUGAAAGAAGAAACCCGAAAGGUUAACUUGGCAAAGAGGCACUUUUUAAUGUGGUGAUUCUCUUUAUUUAGCAGGGGGAGAGUUACUGGCCCUAUCCACCCCCAGCACAGUACCUCCAGUGACUGUUGCUGGUGUCUAUCUUAUGUUUCUUUUUAGAUUGUGAGCCCUUUGGGGACAGGGAUCCAUCUUAUUUAUUUAUUAUUUUUCUGUGUAAACCGCCCGGAGCCAUUUUUGGAAGGGCAGUAUAGAAAUCAAAUUAUUAUUAAUGAUGAUGAUGAUGAUGAUGAUGAAGAAGAAGAAAGGAAGGUUUCAAGAACUCUAAAGCAAGGCCUAAUAAUCAGUUUCCACAGACAAUACUAGAGUGGUGGUGACUCUGUAGAGCAAAGACUUCUGGGAUACAGUUUGGGAGAAGGAUGCCUGCACAGCCGGCAUGCUGAUCACUAGAGUUACUCUAAGUAUACUACCCUAAAUACCCUCUACAACAGGGCUGCAUAGCUUUGGCCCUCCAGCUGUUGUUGGACUACAACUCCCAGCAUCCCCAGCCACAGAAGCCAAUAGUCAGGGAUGAUGGAGUUUGUAGUCUAACUUCUGCAGGCGGGCCAAAGUUGUGCAGCCCUAUAUUGCACAGAUAAAAAUAGGGACUCUGCUGUAACACCUCCGUUUUCUCACCAUGGACCAUGGCCAAGCACACACACACACCCUCCCCACACACAGACUGCAACACAUAGCCAAAGUCUCUACUCCACCCAUUGCAUUCUGUAUUCAUUUCCCCUGUAACAACACUGGCUUCUGAAGCAGAGUGUGUUAAUCAACUAAGCAUACAGGUUUCCUUAAAAAAACAACACACACACACACACACACACACACACACAAACCCUUCAUAGAACUUCCAUCUCACCAUGGCUCAAUGUACUUCUUAAAGCAUCACAACGACUCAACAAAUGCAUUCAACCACGUUUACUGUCUAGCUAAGCAUUACAGGAAGGAGAAAGAAGAGAAGCAGGGUGCAAGACCUCGUAUGAAUGGCAUGUUUUAAAAGGGCACCCUCUAGAAUCUUUCCCAAAGUCUAGCUGGAGACACAAGAGGGAUGGUAAUUGACUGAGAGGCAGAAAAUAGGAACUGACCCUAGUAGAUAGGAGCUGUUGAAACAUAUGGUGUGUAGGGCAGGGGUUCCCAUCCUUGGGUCCCCAGAUGUUGUGUGACUACAAAUCCCAUCACCCCCGCCGUGAUGGCAAAAGGCUGCUUUGGCUGAUGAUGUUGGGAGCUGGAGUCCCGCACUAUCUGGGGAUCCAAGGAUGAGAGCCCCUGGUAUAGUGCCUUAAGCCUUUGGGGAGCUACUGUAACACAGGGGCAAAGGGGCAAAGUGCACCAAGGUGUGUUAGUAAGAAAUGGGCUUAUUACUGGAAAUGUCUCCCCCCACUUACACACAAAAAAAUUGGAGCAGGGGAGGGAUCAAUUCUCAUUGCGAUCAAUUCAUAUGGGGUGGGGAAGGUUACUCCCUUGGCAGUCACGUCCUGUUCCCGCUGAAAAUGGUCUCCCUCAAUCAGCUAAUUGCUGCAGUUAGCUCCUUUGGAGGUAUAUAGCAGCUUGGAUGGAGGGCAGGCUUCAGCAGAAAAGGGGGCAUGGCAGGAAAGAGAUAGCCUCCCCCCUCUUCAUGUGUUGCAUCCUGGAUGGGACCAUAGCUCAGUGGCAGAGCAUCAACUCUGCACGCAGAAGGUAGGGGUGUGCACGGACAGUUUGGUGCGGAAAUGGUUCACCUCUGAACCGGGCCGGUUCAGAGGUUUGAUCAUGGACCAAACAGGGUCUGUCAACCCAAACCUGGCCCAGUUCUGGUAGACUGGUUCUGCGCCAAAUCGACAGCUGGUGGGGGCAGCAAGAGAGACACUUAAAAGGCCCUCUUACCUCCAAAUGUGCUGCCCAUUCAAGGUAAAGCGUCCCUUACCUCCUUUACGGUCCAAAGGUACCCAUUCCCUCUGAGGACACCACAAUGUCUUAGUGGUGUCCACACAUGCAUGAUGCAUGCAGGCCAGAACCAAGCUGCAGUUGAGGAGGCAGCUUGGUAUAUGAGUCAGGAGCACGUGCACACUUUUGUUAUGGGCUGUGCCGGGGGUGGGGAGUAGGGCAGGGGCAGUGCACUUGGAGGUAAGAGGGUCUUUUAACUAUUUCUCUCGCCACCCCCUUCACAGAGCCAGCAUUUGCUCAAACCAGUUCGGCCCAAGGGGGUUUGAUUCGAAUUGAUUGGAAUUUGAACUGAACUGCGGUUUUUGUUUCGUUCACACCCCUAGCAGAAGGUCUCCGGUUCACUCUCUGGCUUCUCCAGGUAGGGCUGGGAAAGACUUCUUCCCGAAACCUUGAAAAGCCGCUGCCAGUCAGUGUAGACAAUUAGUGGUGCACAUAGGGCUUCGGAGGCCACCACCACCCUGCUGCAAAACACACACCCCUUAAUUUUUGUUUUGUUUUUAAUAAAACUUGCCUAACUGAAGGCACCCUGGAGACUGUGGCUGGCGGGCAAGAGGUGACCUUGUGGGGAAAGAACUUGUGCAGGCAGAGAGAGUGCUGGCGCUCCCAGGGCCAGCCCACCUUUGUGGAGAGGAGGUAGAAGGGGGGCUACAUGAGCCCCCCACCCAGCCCGCUCCCCUGCUUUCCUUGCAGCAAGAUGACUCACUCAGGCCAGCGUCCAGCAUCUGCUCAUUGGCUCAUAUGGUCCACUCAAUGCACCCCAUGAUGAUUGUGCUGCCUCCUGUGCUCCUCCACUGUGCCACUGAGGGAUGGAGGGAGGCAGCAGCCGAGCGGCCCUCACAGCCCCGCAAUGCCCCUUCCUGCUUGGCCCUGCACGGAGGCAGCAGCGCCUCCUCCUGUGGCCAGCCAGGAAUGCCCUGCCUUGGCUGUUUGGGCCCCUCCUGUGUUCCCCUCCUCCCUGCUGCCCUGGCCUCCCUCUGUGCCUGGAGAGGUGCCCCUGGGCUUCCCUCGAUGCCUCCUCCUGGGACUUCUCUGGAAACAGGAGGAGGAAAGCCCCAUAGCAGCGGUGGAGUGGGUGUGGGGUGGUGGCAGGCCUCUGGAGGUCCCCCAGAAAAAUUGGAGGGCCCCCCCCCAGAGAAAGGAGGCCACGGACCAGAUCCCCAAGGUCUGUGGGAAAGAGCACCUCUGUAGACAAUACUGAACUAGAUGGAUCCAUGUAGACAAUACUGAGCUCUGAUCAGACUCAGUAUAAGGCAGCUUCCUAUGUUCCUUGCACAUGGGGCCGUAGCUCAGUGGUAGAGCAUCUGUUUGGCAUGCAGAAGAUCCCAGAUUCAAUACCUGGCAGCUUCUUCAGGUAGGGCUGGGAAAGACUCCUGCCUAGAACCUUGGAUAGCCACUGCCAGUCAGUGUAGGCAAUUCUGAGCGUGAUGUCAAAAGACCAAUGGCCUUACUCAGUAUAAGGCAGCUUCCUGUGUUCCUCUAUCCCAAAUUUGCCCCUCUUCUUCUGCUGUGUUAUUUUAGAGAAAAUAGGUACUUCUGGGGAAAUGCAAGUUGUGCCCCUCUAGUUUGGCCCAAAGAGAGAGAAUGAGUUCUGAACUGUGACCAUCCUCCUUGUAGCUUGACCUCCAGCUCCUUAUAUAUGAGGGACACAAUAUUUCAAUAAAAUGUUCUUUCAAAAGUAAGGUUUCAUGGUUGUGAUGUACCCUGGUAGCAACUGGUGAAGAAGACAGGAAGAGUUUGCUGUUAUGAAAGCCCCCCACUCCUGCCCAGACACUUCCUCAGGAAGCAGAUGCGAUGGGUACGUUUUCUUCCAGAAGUGUUAGAUCCUUUUUACCACUGCUGCCUUUGCACUGUGGGAGUACAUCCAAGAACACAUAAUUCCUUGGAAUUGUCCCAAGUACAUUGUACUUAGGAGAGAGAUGGUGGUUGCUGGCUGAGAUGCUAUUGGGAGGAACAAGGAACGUUCAUUAACAUAACACAAAUUAUUUGUUGCAAAUCCUUUCUGAGAAUCCUUUAAAUUCAGAAAUGAAUAUUUUAUUUUAUUCUAAAAACCCACCACUCUUGCCUUCUCUCCCAUGUGUGUCUAUUUAAAAUUAAAUAGCCCAGAGGAGAUAUGAUGGUGGUGGUGGUGGAACAGAGAAGCUGCAGAGUCUUACCAACCUUCUUGCCUUGUGAAGAACUGGGACUCUGUAAAAUACUUGGAGGAUGUGUGGAUGAGCGUCUGGGUUCUGAUGCUGCCAUAAAGGGGAAAGAGGCAAAGAGAGCAGAUGUGCUGGGUAUGUUUAGGGAUGUUUGCUCGAGGCAGGAGUUCCCAGCCUUGGGUCCUAAGAUGACGAAAACUCUCAUCACUCCCAGCCACAUUGGCUUAAGAUAUACUACAAUGCAGGGCUGAUUUGGCCCUCCAGCUGAUUUUUGGACUACAGUUCCCAUCAUACCUGGCCACAGGGGCCAAUAGUCAGGGAUGACAGGAAUUGUA